Messenger RNA from Aspergillus glaucus CBS 516.65, 522 nucleotides. Its product is annotated as ESCRT-III subunit protein VPS20. NCBI's taxonomy places the organism in Eukaryota, Fungi, Ascomycota, Eurotiomycetes, Eurotiales, Aspergillaceae. Gene Ontology annotation, cellular component: ESCRT III complex; multivesicular body. The transcript is spliced from 3 exons. The annotation marks the transcript as partial. Gene Ontology annotation, biological process: late endosome to vacuole transport via multivesicular body sorting pathway; vesicle budding from membrane. The record is from RefSeq and is a predicted model, not a curated record.
AUGGGCAACAUCUCCAGCUCUCCCAAGAUAUCCGCUCAGGAUCGAGCGAUCCUCGACCUAAAGAACCAACGCGAUAAGCUUCAUCAGUACCAGAAACGCAUCACCGUCCUCACAACGCGCGAAACCGAAAUCGCAAAGGAAUGUCUAGCCCGGAAUGAUCGAAGGAGCGCCCUCCUUGCCCUUCGCCGUAAGAAAUACCAGGAAUCCCUUCUGGCCAAGAGCGAUGGACAGCUCGAGCAACUCGAGCAAUUAGUCGGGCAGGUGGAGUUCUCGCUCGUACAGAAAGACGUGCUUUUUGGGCUGCGGCAGGGAACGCAAGUUUUGCAGGCUAUUAAUAAGGAAAUGGGUGGAAUUGAAGGCGUGGAGAAGCUGAUGGGGCAGACGGAGGAGGCGCGCUCAUACCAAGAGGAGAUUAGCCAGAUGCUUGCGGGAAAUCUGUCGAACCAGGACGAAGACGAAGUCGAAGAGGAACUGGCGGCACUGCAGGGUCCAGUGGUAUUACCAGAGCCUCCCACUACAACU